This is a messenger RNA of Capronia epimyces CBS 606.96, 3972 nucleotides long. RefSeq lists its product as uncharacterized. Bases 1 to 3972 code for a protein of 1323 amino acids. The record is from RefSeq and is a predicted model, not a curated record. Gene Ontology annotation, molecular function: protein binding. Gene Ontology annotation, biological process: protein targeting to vacuole; vesicle-mediated transport; endosomal vesicle fusion. Gene Ontology annotation, cellular component: HOPS complex; late endosome. The transcript has 4 exons. Lineage: Eukaryota; Fungi; Ascomycota; Eurotiomycetes; Chaetothyriales; Herpotrichiellaceae.
AUGGCGGCUGGAGAUGGCUCAUCCGAGCCAGGCGACGAUGAGAAGCCACAGGUGGAGCCAGCGCACACCGCGAAGCCGCUUGAUCUAAAGUCGACUGCAGAUGCGACCGACAAGGAGGAGGAUGCAGACGAAGAAGACGAAGAAGAGGACGAGGAGGACGAGGAAGAGCCACGCCUGAAAUAUGCUACAUUGACAAGGAAUUUGAGUCCAUUAUACCGCAAUGGAGAUGCUACAAGCACAUUUCUGGUGGCCGGGGACAAGAUGGCAAGUCAACCUCAUGCCUUUGUGGGAACUCACAAUGGCAAUAUUCAUGUCUUCACCUUGCCCUCUUUGACUCCGUUGCGUGUAUAUCAUGCCCAUACGGCCAGCGUUUCCUCGAUUUCAAUAUCUCCAUAUCUGCCACCCCUCCCUUCGUUCCGAUCCGAACCAGCGCAGAAACUCGCCGCAGCAGCCGCCACCAACAAGGCCCAGUCACCAUCAAGCUCCCCGACACCAAAAGGAAAGCAGCAGCAAACACCGCCGGUGCCAAACGUGCCCUCGAACCAAAUCUACAUCGCGACCUCUUCCAUCGACGGGAACGUCUGCAUUGCAUCCUUGGUGGACCCCCGAGAUGUCCAGCUUCGCAAUUUUGGGAGACCAGUGCAAAGUGUGGCACUUUCGCCGGAGUACAAAUCGGAUCGAAAUUACCUGUCUGGAGGUCAGGCCGGUAGUCUUGUGUUGACUACGGGCGGGCUGCCAGGGAAGAGCGUCAACGCAACUACAACUGGGACUGCGGCUGCAGCAUCUGGCUGGCUCGGGUCUAUGGGUCUGGGACACAAUACAGGUUCUGACAAAGUGUUGCAUAGUGGUGAGGGUGUUAUCAGCACGAUUAGAUGGUCUCUCUCGGGGAAAUAUGUUCUCUGGGUCAAUGAACAGGGAAUCAAGAUCAUGCGAUCGAAUUUGAAAAUGGAACCCAGCGAGUCUGGCCUUGAAUGGAAACGAAUGAGUCACAUUGAUAGGCCCAAUCGCCCCGGCUGGGAAGAGAUGGCUGGGGUCUGGAAAGCUCGUGCUGAAUGGAUCGAUCGAGACAACCUCGAAAACGACAAUGACUACCCUUCCAACAGUGUCACAUCCGCUUCGGCAAAUGGAGCCACUACAAAACCUGCCCACGACAAGAGCAAAGUCGAGGAGCUGUUGGUCGGUUGGGGAGAUUCGGCGUGGAUUAUCAGAGUCUAUCCGGGAUCUACGGAGAAUGGUAGUGAGAACAAGAUUGGACGCGCAGAGGUCGCUACGAUUAUACGAUUUGAUGACUGUACAAUAUCUGGAAUUUCGCUCUAUACCCCGACUCUGCUUUUAGUCCUUGCAUACAUGGAGAAAAAGGGGAGUAAGUCGACGUCACAAGGUAAUGAAGGAGGCAAAAGAGGACGGCGCAUACGACAUAAUGCGCUGGAACCGGAGCUGCGUUUGGUUGACAUCAACACGAAGGAAGAAAUCGACACAGAUACUCUAACCGUAAGCCGGUUCGAGACUCUUUCAUCGUCAGACUACCAUUUGUCUGUCCUUCCUCCAGUCCGGAUACCUGCCGGGCUCGUUCCAAAGGGGUAUCUCAGCACAAUCGGCUCUGGUAUCGGGACAGUGGGAACCAGUCUCUACACCGGAGUAGAGACUGUCAGUCAGGGCAUGUGGGAUGCCACAAUGUACGGACCGCGGAUGCUGGGAGCAAAUCGACUCUUCAGUGGCUCAGAAAGUAUCAGAAGUGGCAUGAGCGGUCCUGAACGCGUUGGAAGCACUCGCGACCGCCAUUAUCUUUCGGGUUGGCUCCCUGGAUUCGGGUCGAAUGAGACGCAUACCAACGAAGAAACGACCAGCUUUGUAACUGCACAGAGCAUGAAGGUAUUCAUCUGCAGUCCGUAUGACUGUAUUCUGGCAGUCAAACGCAACCUCAUUGAUCGACUGCAAUGGUUGUUGAGUGUAAAGCGGUAUCAGCAAGCCUGGGAUCUGGUCGAUCAGCAUCCAGAAGCAGCCGGUACCAUAGCAGAUGCUUCCGAAUCGUCGUCCCCACCAAGUCCGUCAAAGGCGAGUUCCCUUGCAAAGUCUGGCUCGGCUGUUACAGCCAGCCCAGCACUAGCGCGUCAAGAGGCUACACUGGCUGAAUUUUUCGCCGAUUCAGCCUCGAUGGCAAGCUCGGCGCAAAACAGAACCAAAUCCAAGUUUUCCGGGUCAGAGAAGGAGAAGCGCAGAAUAGGUGAGCUUUGGCUUAAACAGCUGGUCGAAGCGAGCAAGUGGCCGGAAGCUGGAGAAGUGGCUGCGAAAGUGCUCAACACCACCACCCGAUGGGAACAUUGGAUCUGGGUUUUCAUCCAGAAUCAGAAGUUUGACGAGAUUUCGCCCCAUGUACCAACGCUGGAAUUGACCCCUCCUCUACCAUCGUCAAUCUUUGAACUGAUCCUUGGACAUUAUGUCGAGACGGACAGACUCCGAUUCCAAGAGCUACUUGAUCAGUGGCCUUCAGACUUGUUUGAAAUCGGCAGCAUAACUACCGCGAUCGAAGACCAAAUCCGGGGGGGCGGUGCCCUCAAGGGGUCAGAAGGCCGGAGAAUCUUGCAAGAAAGCCUAGCGAAACUGUAUCUGGCUGAUGGGCAUUAUAACGAAGCGCUCAAGUGCUAUAUCAACCUCCAGGAUGCAGACACAGCCAUGGCGCUAAUAAAGGAUCAUCAUCUGAUCGAUGCGAUUGCCGAUGAUGUUCCUAGUUUUGUGAUGCUUCGCAUUUCACCUUCCCAGCUGGAUUCCGCAUCUCAAGAGGAAUUGGAGGAGUUGGUUUCUGAUCCAAUUAAGGUGCUCGUGGAUGAAGCAUCCGCGGGCGUGGUCGAGCCCGAGGAAGUGGUUGCGCAAUUGGACACACCUCCUUUAAAGCCUUUUCUUUACUUUUACCUCAAGGCCCUCUGGCACGGUGACGGUACACAGAGCCUCUCUGCCACUCCACGUGUCGGUCACUCAGCAGUCGCGACAUCUCUUGUUGCGGACGCGGGGAAACAGCUGGUCGAGCGGUUUGCCGACAUUGCCGUUGAGCUAUUUGCACAAUAUGGCCGUGACCUCCUGAUGGAAUUCUUGCAAACUUCCACUGCAUACACGUUUGAAAAGGCCGUCAAGUUGUGUGAGCAGAAGCAUUACGUUGAAGAGCUGGUAUAUCUCUUGAGCAAAACAGGCCAGAUGAAAAAGGCACUAUUCCUAAUCAUCGACGAACUCAAGGACGUCUCCAAGGCCAUCGCCUUUGCCAAAGAACAAGACGAUCCAGGGCUGUGGGACGACUUACUUGAAUAUAGCAUGUCACGACCGCGAUUCAUCUCGGGUCUUUUGGCCGAGGUAGGGACCGCCAUUGACCCGAUAACUUUGGUCAAACGGAUACCUUCCGGUCUCGAAGUCGAAGGCUUGAAGGAUGGCUUGAGGAAGAUGAUACGGGAAUAUGACUUACAGGACAGCAUCAGCUCCGGGGUGGCGCGAGUUCUGAGCAGCGAGGUCGCUGUCGGAAUGGAAGCAUUACGACGAGGGCGAAGGAAGGGUAUCAAAUUUGACGUUUUGGGCCCUAUUUCUCGUCAUCAGGCGCAUACAGCGCAACCUGUGGACGACACCGGAGAGCCGCAGUUAGAGCCACGGCCCGAGCCAGAAGUCCAAUCUGGACGUUGCGCAUCGUGCCGAAAUGCAUUCCGCGAGGAGGAGACAGAAACCCUUGUUGGAUUUGCUUGUGGACAUGUCUAUCACGUUUCUCAUCUCCUGCAUGGACCAGACGCCAAAGGAGAUGAGAUGCCCUUACCUCAGUUGGGGUUCGCACACCAGAAUCAGGAUCACGACGGCGACCUCGAAGAAACGAGGUUUUCCAGGUCAGUAGGGCCCAAGGUCACGAAUGCGAGGCUCCUAAAGGACAGGGUCUCAGCCGUGGGUGGGUGUGGCAUUUGCAAGGAGACCAGAGACAGGGCAGAAGCUGUGGGAGGAUAG